Molecule: messenger RNA, 2332 nt
Organism: Astrephomene gubernaculifera
Lineage: Eukaryota; Viridiplantae; Chlorophyta; Chlorophyceae; Chlamydomonadales; Astrephomenaceae
Source: the annotation of a GenBank genome assembly
CUCGAAGGAACAUAUCUUGCGUUAUAUUAUUUGUCACCUUUAUACUCUCGCCUACAUCACGUACUCUGCUUGACGGGGGGUGUUACAGAGCCUCCAUGCAACACGCAGCGCAACUUACGUCCCGUCCCAGACAUGGGAAUCGACGUAUUAUGUCUAUUAUGCUUCCUGUAGGUGCUAGAAUGUACUCAUCGGAGCGAAGUCAUUUGACCCAAGGGUCGCACGAAUGUCGCACGUCCGAGGCGUUUCAUGCGACCCUUUUCCUGCCGCAUCCAAAAGAAAACAUCGAUGACCUAAGAGCUGUCAGGCGCUGCAUGAAGCUCCGUCGCCCGGCGAUUCCGGCCUUCCUGCUACUUCGCAACAGCCUCUCCCGCCGACUCUACAUUCCACACAUUCGCUGCCAUAUACUUUUGACCUGACGCCAUAUACACAGCUCACCGUCGCCAGACAGCACAAACAAUUAGGUACCUGUUUAAUCCUCCGCGUCAAAACGAUUUGCAGCAAUAUGGCUUCCUCGGUCCUGGUUAGGCGCUUGGGUGCCCGAGCGGCAACGCUGACGUGCACGCUGCUAGUGCUAGGCUUCCUUUUGCCCACCACCGGCGCCGCUGGAUUGGAUCGCAGGGCCAGCCGCCGAGCGCUGUUGCAAGUGCCCGCUGCCGUCACCGGCCCACCGCCCGGCGCUCCCAACGCGACGGACCUAGCGGUGGAGUCCCUCAACUCCACCGGCACGCAGGCCGCCCUCGCCGCCAACCGCACCGCCCUCGCAACCAUCUUUGCGCCCACGGACGCUGCCUUCGCCGCGCUCGCCACCUCCCUCAACCUGAGCUCCCCGCUUGACCUCUUCAACGCCACCUACAACGCCACCGCCGCCAACAUCACCGCGCUGCACGUGAUUCCAGGCGAGGCCCUCACCUCCGCCAACCUAACCGCCGGCGCCAACAUCACUGCGCCCUCGCUGCUGGGCUACAACCUCACCGUCGCCAAGCUGCUCAACGGCACCGUGACAGUUACUGUGCCCGGCAGCGCCAUCGUGGGAACCGUUCUGACGCCGGACGUGCCGUACAAUGGAAGCAUCGUCCACAUCAUCGACAAGGUGCUGCUGCCGCCCGCCAACGAGACCACCUCCUGGGCGAUUCCGCUGACGGCGGCUCCAUCUGCACCCUGAGGAAUGGCAGGCACCGCCUCCCUCCCUAGCGGAGCAAGAGCCUGCAGGCGGAGCGAAGAGUAAGAGGAAGGGGCGGCAUGAUGGUGGGCUAAGGGGUUGCUGCCAGUUGCCACGUACACGCAAGAUCUCUGCCGGGUUGCUGAAGGGAGGAAAGGCGCUGAAUGCGCGGCUGUCGUGGCGGCAGGUGCAUGCAGGGCGUGCGGCCGUUGCACCAGGUGUGCCUGAGUGUGGUUAACUGCUGCUGGUAUGUGUUGAGCUGGCAGGCUGCUGCCGGGCGUCGUCCUCAACAGUUCCGGUGUUGAUGCAGAUGGUGUCCAGUUGUCAUGGUUGGUUUGCGGGGUUGGUUUGCUGCUGUCGUAGUCGUUGACACUUGUUGUGGGUAAUAUCAAAUCCGAGUGUUGGCUGGAUCCCCGCUGUCGAGUUUAGUAAUUGAUGUCGUGCACUGUUGUCGUACUUUUGUGCAUGCUGGUUGAUCACCGUAUGCUGUUGUUGCAGUGUAGCUGAUAAUAACGGUUGUUUUCAAUGGAAGUUGUGCUGGUAUAUUGAAAUGAGGGCGAUAGGAACGCUUAUCGCAGCGUUGGGGGCAGAAGGCGUCAGAUGACCCAUGGGUCGCGCCGCAGCCAGCAGCAGGGCGGUCCGGCGGGCGGGCCAACGCAGCUCUUCAUUGAUGGGGCGCUGUUACGGUGCAGCAGGUGUGUUGACUGGCGUGCUAGCAUAUGCGAGCUUGCAUGUUCACGCUUUGUGUGCGUUAGUUGCAGUUGAUGAGGAAAGCAACUGCGAGCUGUGCAUUUUGGCUAUCCGCUAGGGUCAACUGCCGGGCUAGGGUCACGCCUCGCGUCUUUCGGGGCUUGCUCUGCCCUGCCUGGUUUGUUUGGACUGGCUGUGAUUGGAUUGAGCUGCGACGGGGAUUGAUGUGUCGGGCCUAACGAGUGCCCAAUGAAUGUGCCCUGUGUGUCGCUGGCUGUCGGAGCCGUUGAUUUGGCCUGUUGCCGGCUCGCGUCCCCGUCCGGACGUCGUCGAAUGCCACCGCGACGCCGCUCGUCGAGCCUCAUCUGGCAACACCGCAGAUCGACCGGUCCCAAUCCAUUCCCUAACGCUGCCGCAGUACUAUAAUGGUAAUGAGGAGUUUGCUUUGAAGGCUGUUAGUACCAAUUGUAACAUGAAUGCGUG